Molecule: messenger RNA, 2839 nt
Organism: Melospiza melodia melodia
Lineage: Eukaryota; Metazoa; Chordata; Aves; Passeriformes; Passerellidae
Gene: CALHM1
Product: calcium homeostasis modulator 1
Exons: 2
Coding region: 247-1263 (338 amino acids)
Cellular component (GO): plasma membrane
Molecular function (GO): monoatomic cation channel activity
Source: RefSeq, a predicted model, not a curated record
GAAACAACCCAGGUCCCAGAUCCAAAGAAGAGCAGCAGGAAGCAAACUCCAAACUUUUGUAGGCAGCAAAAUCAGCAGGAAAAAAUGUUAAUUUUUUACUUCAAAUAGUGGGGUUGUAAGUGUGCAUGAAUGAAACAGUGGACAGCACAGAAACUUAGUGAUGCCAUCUUUGAAGAGGAAAUCUGAAAGAAUGAAAUAGACUGAGGCCACAGCUUGGACCCUGGUGGGGGAAGGAAUCAAGCAAAGAUGGACAAGUUUCGGAUGAUCUUCCAGUUCUUCCAGUCCAACCAGGAGUCCUUCAUGAACGGCAUCUGUGGGAUCAUGGCCCUUGCCAGCACCCAGAUGUACUCAGCCUUUGAUUUCAACUGCCCCUGCCUGCCACAGUACAACCUGGCCUACGGGCUGGGCAUCCUCCUGGUGCCCCCCUUCAUCUUGUUCCUGCUGGGUUUUGUGCUGAACAACAACAUCUCCAUGCUGGCAGAGGAGUGGCGGCGGCCGCGGGGCCGGCGCGGGAAGGACGCGGCCGUGCUGCGCUACAUGUGCUGCUCCAUGGCACAGCGGGCCAUGAUCGCCCCCGUGGUGUGGCUCUCGGUGACACUGCUGGACGGCAAGUGCAUCACCUGUGCCUUCUGCACCUCGGUGCCCCUGGAGAGCCUGGGCAAUGCCAGCCACCCCCGCCUGUCCCAGGGGGAGGUACAGCGGGUGCUCGCCCGGAUCCCCUGCAAGGAGAUCUACACCGGGCAGCAGCUCAUCGCCAGUGAAGUGGCCGUCAGGUACCUGCGCUGCAUCUCACAGGCUCUGGGCUGGUGCUUUGUGCUGCUGAUGACCACUUUGGCUUUCUUGGUGAGAUCUCUUCGGCCCUGCUUCAGCCAGGCUGCCUUCCUGAAGAGCAGGUACUGGUCCCACUACAUCGACAUCGAGCGCAAGCUGUUCGACGAGACGUGUGCGGAGCACGCCAGGAGCUUUGCCAAAGUCUGCAUACAGCAGUUCUUUGAGGGCAUGAGCACGGACCUGGAGGCUGCUCGCUGCCACCUGCCCAGGAAAGCCCCUGCUGAUGCAGGGGAAGCUGCCGAGAAGCUCCUGGGCAUCACCGACCAGGGCACCAUGAACAUGGCCCUGAAGAGCUGGCACAGAUGCAAGCCCCCACUUCACCUCCACCCACCUGCCCAACCUACUGGAAACGGCUGGGCAGGAGAAGGGCAGCCCCCCACACACCCCUCUGCACCCCAAAAAGAGACAGCUGCCUACUACAGCUGGGUGUGAGGGCCACGGGGCUGGGCAGAGGCAGAAUCAUGUUUUUGUGAGAUGGGCUGCAGAGAGGGCAGAAGCCAGGGCACAGGCAAGGGCCAGUGCCACAGCAGCCGCAGGGGAACAGGCACCCAAAGGGCUCAGUGGGAUCCCAUCUGCUCUCACAUCCAGUCCCACAGCAUCGGUGAUCCAGGUAACAAGUUGUGUGCCAGGAAGGAUAAUUUUGGAAGGCUAUGAUGGACAAGCCCCAGGGAUGCUGAAGGGUGCAAUGUGGCAGCCAGACGUGCUGUGUGUCCCACACCACUGAGCACCAGGUUUGUGUUGUGGCAGUUGCCAAUACAGACACUACCAGAUGUGCAAAACUUCCUCUCUUUCAUGAUGUGCUCAGCAUUGAGCAGUGCAUGUGGGUUUAGGCAGUAUUAAAAAUUCCCCUGGUGGGGAAACAAGCUGAGAGUGCCCAUUUCUGCUGCCAAGUUGUGAAACCCUGAAAGACCACAUUACCCCUCCACAAACUACAUCCCCACAGACACAUGGCUCCCAAGCCAAGAAAAGCCUUAAAAUAAAUUUGACCAAAGCAAUGAGGUAGUGAAGAGACAUUCCACAUAGCCCUGUGUGACAGAAACAGGGUGGUUGGUGUUACGGGCACCAUUAAAUGAGGAUUCCACAGAGAUGCUCCUUGAGGGAAGUGUCCAGACAAGGACAGCAGCUAGCAUUCAGCAGCAGGGGGAUGGAGAGAGGGCCAGGCCAACACCCUGCCACAAAUCUGCCUCAGGACAAUUUGUUUUUACAAAUUUUCCUGUAUGUCUCCCUAACACAAACGCUGAUGUUAAAAACCCACCUGGAUGUUUGUUUAAGGAGCCAAAUGAAUAAUUCAGGUUUACCAUUCAAGCUCUGUGCUCAAACACCAGGAUUUAUAAAAGCUAUUUACUAAAGCUGUUGGUGUUUCUUUACUUGUAUGCAAUGAAAAGGACUGGAAGAGUCCCCAGGCCAAGCCUGAGGUGCUGAGGCUGUGUGAGUUGAAGAGUUUUGCCAGUGCUUGGCCACCAGCAGCAGCCAGCCCUGGCCCUCAGAGGAGAAGCCGGGAGGUCACCACCAACAUUACACAAUUCAGGGUGGCUGCCUGCUUCCACAGAAAGAGGGGAUGACAGGAUGCAAGCCCUUGAGGUGACCAUGGAAAUCACAGCCCAGAAGAGUGUUUCCCAGUGGCCCUGAUUUUAUUACAAAUAUGCAGAAGGCAGACCCCUUUUGAGGCAUGAGUUUUAGCCCUGCCACGUCCCUUCCAAGAUGUUCAUGCACUUGAAAUUUCUGCUGCGGUGUUCUUGUUCAAACAACUUAUUAUGAGUAACUGAAGUGACUGUCGUUUGCAUAAACCUUAAUUAUCAGUGUGCAACUCCACAGAGGCUUUGGGUAGAAGAGAACAAAGGACCAAAGUGAUGAGGAAAUUCUCCUGGCUGCUGUGAGAGCAUUUUAGCAAGCUCAUAGUCAAGGGCAGGCUGAAUCUGGCCAACUCCCAGGAGAAAGGAGCAUGACAUAGCUUUGUCAUCAAUCUUCACACCCAAACUUUAAUUAACGCACCUGCCCAGAAAUUAAU